AUGUGUUAUCCAUUAGCACUCGCCGUCCCUCAGGUGUGUCCACCACUAAAUUCAAGUGCAACAGCAUCAAGAGUUUCUACAUCUUUAGCACCAACAACAGCACGACCAAUAACAUCAACAGCGCGACCAACAACAUCAACAACACGACCGACCACAUCCACAACACGACCGACCACAUCAACAACACAGCCGACAACAUCAACAACACGACCGACCACAUCCACAACACGACCGACCACAUCAACAACACAGCCGACAACAUCAACAACACAAAUGAGUGAGUAG
This is a messenger RNA of Rotaria sp. Silwood1, 285 nucleotides long. Lineage: Eukaryota; Metazoa; Rotifera; Eurotatoria; Philodinida; Philodinidae. The record is from the annotation of a GenBank genome assembly.